This is a messenger RNA of Ostertagia ostertagi, 1374 nucleotides long. NCBI's taxonomy places the organism in Eukaryota, Metazoa, Nematoda, Chromadorea, Rhabditida, Trichostrongylidae. The record is from the annotation of a GenBank genome assembly.
GAGGAGCGGUGGGCAAGUAAUCGAUUGGACGGCUGUUCUCUGGAGCUCAGGAGCGGGAGGAGAAGGAGAGUCGGGUAUUGCAGACGCACCAGAGGCGCGAGGUGAAGAGCCAUUCCUUCAAAAGCUCGUGUCAGAGUCUGCAGGUCAGAAUUUGUGGUCAGAGAAAAGUGAAGACUUCGGAGGGCAGUAUAAAAAAAGACAGUCAUCAGUCCCGCCCGAUGCAUCUCUGACGAUUAACAACAAACGUUUCAAGUGCGAGCCUAAUAGCAUGGCUUUGGCACCGAUUAUUCUCGCAGUCACAGUUGUGGCUUUAAUAUUCUACUGGAAGCAAAUCUACACGCUGAUCCGAGAGCGAAUGCGACUAAUAAAGCACAUGGAUCAAAUUCCGGGGCCAUAUUCAAUUCCCAUUCUAGGUACUACGUGGCUCUUCAAAUGGGAUAUUGCAGGACUAGCCAUGCAGCUAAGAGAGUGGGGGAAUUUCUACGCCAAUCAAGGGCAUGGCUUAGUACGAUUGUGGAUGGCGACAAGACCGAUGGUGAUCUGCAUCAGGCCAGAGACGGCCAAGCUUAUCCUUGAGAGUUCGGACACGAUAACAAAAGGAGAGGAAUACGGGAUUCUAACACCAUGGCUCGGCACCGGUCUGCUGAUCUCAACUGGAGAAAAAUGGCGCACGCGGCGAAAGCUUCUCACUCCUGCAUUCCACUUCAAGGUUCUAAAUGAUUUCCAAGUCAUUCAUGAUAGGCAAGCGAAGAUUUUCGUUGGUCAAUUAGAAAAGAUGGUUUCCAGCGAGAAAGAGUUCGAUAUCUUCCCUUUCGUCAAGCGGUGCGCUCUCGAUAUCAUCUUGCGGUAUGCGUCAUCUUACGGUUUUGAAUACGACCGCCACUUGAAAAUUGUUACGGAUUUCACGAGAAAGGUGAUUAAUGAAAGAAUAGCCGAGCGCGGUGUGCGAAAGUCGCAAAAUGGAGAGAAGAAGGCCUUCUUGGAUUUGUUGCUCGACGUGCAAGCAGAAGGCAAUCUCUCCUACGAGGAUAUCCGCGAAGAGGUUGACACUUUUAUGUUUGAAGGUCACGACACUACUGCGUCCAGUAUGGGCUGGACGUUAUGGUGUUUGUCCUGUAAUCCACAGCUCCAGAAGAGGCUUCACGAGGAGAUGGAUGAGAUUUUCGAAGGAGUCAUGAUACCGAAGGGCUGCUCAAUCAUGAUCACACCCGCCAUGAUUCAUGCAAACGCACAGGUCUACAAAGAUCCGCUUAUCUUCGAUCCUGAGAGAUUCUCUGAAGAGAAUAUUCAGAAGAGGCAUCCGUACGCCUACAUUCCCUUUAGUGCUGGUCCUAGAAACUGUAUAGGUGAGGAUUUUAUAGGCGUUUCUACUAA